CAGCCCCCCAACCAGAUUUUCCAUAGACUUCCGGUAAUACCGGAAGAACCUUUGUUUGUGUAUGUCAAGAUGGCGGCUGGAAUGUAUCUGGAGCACUAUUUGGACAGCAUAGAAAAUUUGCCCUUUGAACUGCAGAGGAACUUCCAGCUGAUGCGAGAUCUGGACCAGAGGACAGAGGAUCUAAAAGGACAGAUUGAUUCUCUGGCUCGUGAAUACACAGCUAACGCUCGGACAUUGUCCUCCGAACAGAAGCUCUCCCUGUUAAGACAAAUCCAGCAGUCUUAUGGGAAGUGCAAGGAGUUUGGCGAUGACAAGGUCCAGCUUGCGAUGCAAACCUAUGAGAUGGUGGACAAGCAUAUCCGAAGGUUGGAUACAGACCUGGCUCGCUUUGAGGCUGACCUCAAGGAGAAACAGAUAGAAAGCACCGAUUAUGACUCUACCUCUAGCAAGGGCAACAAGAGUGAGUGCAACAUAGGCGAUCAUCGAGGACCCAAGAAGAAGGAGGUGACUCGCACUAGGUCAAAGGUGAAGAACUCUGAUGAUGAUUGCAGCUCCAAGAGCGGACAGAAGAAGGUCAAACUCACACAAGGCUCUGAGUUUUCAACCCCGGCUGUGAACUUUGGGAACGUGCACCCCUCGGAUGUGUUGGACAUGCCAGUGGACCCCAACGAGCCCACCUAUUGUCUCUGCCACCAGGUUUCAUACGGAGAGAUGAUUGGCUGUGACAAUACAGACGUGAGUUUGCUUCCUCAUGCACUGUGACAGAGGCCAACACGCUCACAGCCACACAUAUCUUUUUGCUUACAUAUAGAUAUUUAUUCUAAAUUAAUUUUUUUAAUAUUUAUUUCCCCAUUAAGAGUUAAAAUGGAGAUACCUAGU
This is a messenger RNA of Pimephales promelas (fathead minnow), 879 nucleotides long. The record is from RefSeq and is a predicted model, not a curated record. Lineage: Eukaryota; Metazoa; Chordata; Actinopteri; Cypriniformes; Leuciscidae.